AGAAGAGCAGCUGGUCUGGCAGUGGAGAGAGAGAGACAGACGAAAGGUCCAGCGUCCGAGCCCACAGUCAUGGCUGAAGGGGGUGAAGGGGAAGAUGAAAUCCAGUUCCUCAGGACUGAUGAUGAAGUUGUGCUCCAAUCCAUUGCCAACAUCCAAAAAGAACAAAGGAAGUUUUGCCUGUCAGCUGAGGGAUUUGGUACUCGAUUGUGCUUCCUGGAGUCUACCUCAGAAGCUAAGUAUGUUCCACCUGACCUUUGCAUCUGUAAUUUUGUGCUGGAGCAAUCACUCUCUGUUCGAGCCUUGCAGGAGAUGCUGACUAGUACCAGUGAAAAGAACAAUGAAGGGCCAAUUGACUUCACCAAAUGGAAGUUUAUGAUAAAGGCGGCUCAGGGAGGCGGCCACAGAACACUUCUUUACGGCCACGCUAUUCUGCUGCGACACUCGUUCAGUGGAAUGUAUCUGAGUUGUUUGACAACAUCAAGGUCUUUAACGGACAAGCUAGCUUUUGAUGUUGGGCUGCAAGAAGAUUCAACAGGGGAAGCAUGCUGGUGGACCAUUCACCCCACUUCGAAACAGAGGUCUGAAGGGGAGAAAGUACGGAUUGGUGACGACCUCAUUCUAGUUAGUGUUUCAUCAGAACGGUAUCUGCAUCUAUCCAUCUCCAAUGGCAAUAUACAAGUGGAUGCGUCCUUCAUGCAGACAUUAUGGAACCUACACCCCAUAUGUUCAGGCAGCAAUAGAGCAGAAGGGUUUCUGACUGGUGGACAUGUCUUGCGGCUUUUUCAUGGCCAUGAUGAGUGCUUGACAUUCCCUCUUCCAGCCCAGAGGAAGGAUGGGCAGAGAACGGUUAACUAUGAAAGUGGGGAAGCAGGUGCCUGUGCCAGAUCACUUUGGCGUCUGGAACUCUUACGGAUAAGCUGGAGUGGAAGUCAUAUAAGAUGGGGUCGGGCUUUCCGUUUGCGGCACAUCACAACAGGUCUAUAUCUGGGCUUGGAUGAAGAGCAAGGUCUUGUGCUGCUAGAUCGAGAAAAGGCAGACACCAAAGUAUCAUCAUUCUGCUUCCGAACAUCAAAGGAAAAACUGGACUUGGGUGCACAGAAAGAGACAGAUGGCAUGGGAAACCCUGAGAUAAAGUAUGGCGAUUCACUUUGCAUAAUCCAGCACCUAGCUAGUGGCCUAUGGUUGACAUACUGCGCUCCAGAUGCCAAAUCAUCACGUCUAGGAACUCUGAAACGGAAAGUCAUAUUGCAUCAAGAAGGUCACAUGGAUGAUGGUGUAAUCCUGCAACGAUGUCAGAAUGAAGAAUCUCGGGCAGCUCGUAUUAUACGGAACACAACAAGCCUCUUCAAUCAGUUUAUCAGGGGCCUCGAUUAUAUCAGUGCAAAUGGUAAAACUGCACCAGUCACAUUGCCCAUGAAAGAAAUUGGGGAAGUUUUGAAUGACCUGAUCACUUAUUUCCAUCCACCGGAGGAAGAAUUGGAACAUGAAGAUAAACAGAUCAAACUGCGCUCCCUCAGAAACAGACAGAAUCUAUUUAAAGAGGAGGCAAUGCUGAGAUUGGUGCUGAAUUGCAUUGACCGGUUGAAUAUCUACCACAGUGCUGCACAUUUUGGAGAAUUUGCUGGUGAAGAAUCUGGGGCAGCAUGGAAAGACAUCUUGAAUUUGCUUUAUGUAUUGCUAGCUGCCCUCAUACGUGGUAAUCGGAGCAACUGUGCUCAGUUUUCCAAAAACUUAGACUGGCUGGUCAGCAAGUUAGACCGACUGGAAUCAUCUUCAGGUAUUCUAGAAGUGCUGCACUGCAUCUUGAUUGAAAGUCCAGAGGCUCUCAAUAUAAUUAAAGAGGGACAUAUCAGAUCUAUCAUCUCAUUACUGGAGAAACAUGGACGGAAUCACAAGAUCCUGGAUGUGUUGUGUUCACUUUGUGUAUGCAAUGGUGUUGCAGUUCGAACCAAUCAAAAUCUUAUUUGUGACAAUUUGCUGCCUCGUCAUGAUUUACUCCUGCAAACUCGCUUAGUCAAUGAUGUGACCAGUUUAAGACCGAACAUCUUUUUGGGAAUCAGUGAAGGAUCAGCCCAGUACCAGAAGUGGUAUUAUGAACUGGCCAUUGACCAAGUGAAUCACUUUUUGACUGCAGACCCUAUUCACUUGCGUGUUGGUUGGGCUUCCACAAAAGGCUAUGCUCCCUAUCCAGGAGGUGGGGAAGGGUGGGGUGGCAACGGAGUGGGUGACGAUCUGUAUUCCUAUGGAUUUGAUGGACUUCACUUGUGGUCAGGUCGAGUGGCUCGAGCAGUGGCUUCAGUUAAUCAACAUAUACUGAAUUCUGAUGAUGUAGUUAGCUGUUGCCUGGAUUUGGGCAUCCCUAGUAUGUCUUUCCGCAUUAAUGGUCAACCAGUUCAAGGCAUGUUUGAGAAGUUCAACACUGAUGGCCUCUUCUUCCCUGUGGUUAGCUUCUCUGCGGGUGUCAAAAUGCGCUUUUUGAUGGGUGGUCACCAUGGAGAUUUUAAGUUUUUACCUCCGCCUGGUUAUGCGCCCUGCUAUGAAGCACUUCUACCAAAGGAGAAACUGAGAUUGGAGCCAAUUAAAGAGUACAAGCGAGAUAACAACGGCGUUCGAGAUCUACUAGGCACAACUUCCUUUUUAUCUCAAGCCUCCUUCAUCCCCAAACCUGUAGAUACCAGCCAGAUUGUUUUACCUCCACACCUGGAAAAAGUCCGGGAUAAACUUGCAGAAAACAUCCAUGAGCUUUGGGCAAUGAAUAAGAUUGAACUUGGCUGGGUACAUGGGAAGUUGCGAGAUGACAACAAGAGGCAGCAUCCUUGUCUGGUGAGUUUUCAAAAACUACCAGAACAAGAGAGGAACUACAAUUUGCAAAUGUCUUUUGAAACUUUGAAGACAUUGUUGGCUCUUGGAUGUCACGUUGUUGUUGCUAAACCAAAAGCUGAAGAAAAUCUACAAAGAAUGAAACUUCCCAAAAAUUAUAUGAUGCAAAAUGGUUAUAAGCCUGCUCCGCUGGACCUUUCGGACGUCAAGCUUCUCUCUACCCAAGACGUUCUGGUUGAUAAACUGGCUGAAAAUGCACAUAAUGUAUGGGCUAAAGAUAGGAUCAGACAAGGUUGGACUUAUGGCAUCCAGCAGGAUAUUAAAAACAGAAGGAAUCCACGACUGGUGCCAUACAGCCUUCUCGAUGAACGAACUAAAAAGUCAAACAGAGACAGUUUGCGUGAAGCGAUUCGCACUUUAAUUGGCUACGGUUACAACAUUGAACCAUCAGACCAGGAGACAGCUGCUGAUAAGGUGGAAAAACUCAGCCUCGAUAAGAUCCGCUUCUUCCGAGUGGAAACAUUCUACGCGGUCAAGACAGGGAAGUGGUACUUUGAGUUUGAGGCAGUGACGGCAGGAGAAAUGCGUGUCGGCUGGGCAAGACCAGAGUGCAGUCCUAAUGUAGAAUUAGGUGCUGACAGGCACGCCUUUGUCUUUGAUGGCCACAAGGCUCAAUGCUGGCAUCAGGGUAGCGUUUACUUUGGUCGUACCUGGCAACCUGGUGAUGUGGUUGGCUGCAUGAUUGAUAUGGAUGAUAAAUCAAUGGUUUUUACUCUGAAUGGAGAACUACUCAUCACUAACAGUGGCUCAGAACUCGCUUUUACAGAUUUUGAGACAGAAGACGGUUUUACCCCAAUUUGCUGUCUGGGCCUAUCUCAGAUAGGUCGAAUGAAUUUUGGAAAGGAUGCGAAUACUUUCAAAUACUACACAAUGUGUGGUUUACAAGAGGGUUUCGAGCCUUAUGCAGUAAAUAUGAACCGUGAUGUAGCUAUGUGGUUCAGCAAGCGUCUGCCUCAAUUUCAUUCUCUGGAAAAAUACCAUAAACACAUUGAGAUAACCAGGAUUGAUGGUACCAUCGAUAGUCCACCCUGUGUAAAGAUCACCCACAAAACCAUCGGCACCCAGAACUGCAUUAUUGAAUUGGCAUACUUCCGCUUGAGUAUGCCUAUUGAGUUUCAGUCAGUGUUUAAGCGUAAUGCCAUUCCACAUGUGGCUCAUGAGGAGGAAAUUCUCGAUAAGGAUUCAAUAUCAGGAAAAACGAAACUAAGGGGUGCCCGGCUGGAUGGUGGCCUGCCUGGAGGCAGAGAUGACCCCAAAAUAACAACGUAUUAUUACUCAGUGAAGAUAUUUGCUGGUCAAGAUCCAUCUUAUGCAUGGGUUGGUUGGGUAACGCCAGACUACCAUUACUACAGUAAAACGUUUGACUUAACUAAACAUCGGACAGUCACCAUUACACUGGGUGAUGAGAAAGGACGAGUCCAUGAAAGCAUCAAGCGCAGUAAUUGUUACAUGAUUUGGGCAGGAGAUUUGGUCAGCGGCUCACAACGAUCAGGCCGCAGUAGUGUUGACCUUGAAGUUGGUUGUCUCAUUGAUGUCUCGACCGGCUUGUUAACAUUCACAGCAAAUGGACGCAAUGUUAAUACUUCCUAUCAGGUUGAGCCAAGCACAAAGUUAUUUCCAGCAGUCUUUAUGCAAGCUACGAGUUCAAAUAUGUUCCAGUUUGAACUUGGAAAAUUGAAGAAUACUAUGCCUCUGUCUGCAGCGAUGUUUAAAAGUGAAGAAAGGAAUCCUAUCCCACAGUGCCCUCCUCGGCUUGUUGUGCAAAUGAUCACACCGGUUCUCUGGAGUAGAAUGCCCAAUGAAUUUCUCAAUGUGGAGACAGCACGGAUUAGUGAUCGACACGGCUGGGUAGUGCAAAGUCUAGACCCAUUGCAAAUGAUGGCAGUACAUAUCCCUGAAGAGAAUAGGUGCUUGGAUAUCUUGGAGCUAUCUGAACAUAAAGAACUCAUCAAGUUCCACUACCAUACAUUGAAGCUCUACUGUGCUCUCUGUGCUUUGGGAAAUAAUCGUGUAGCCCAUGCACUGUGCAGCCACGUUAACCAAGCUCAACUGCUUUACACAAUUGAAAAUAAAUAUCUACCAGGGCUUUUACGCAGUGGAUUCUAUGACCUACUUAUCAGUAUUCACUUACAAUCAGCAAAACAAGCCAGAUUGAUUAUGAACAAUGAGUUCAUCAUUCCAGUAACCGCCGAAACCAGGAGCAUAAAGUUAUAUCCAGAAAAGAACCGGGCCUAUGGACUUCCUGGGGUUGGCACCAGCACUUGUUUAAGACCUCGAAUGAACUUCUCAACACCUUAUUUCGUAAGCAACAGUGAAGACACCCAUUUGUACAGCCCAGAGAUCCCACUCAAUGUUCUUAAGUUCAAAGCCAUUGAGAUGCUGACAGAAGCAGUGACUGGCGGUGGGCAUUACAUCCGAGACCCUGUUGGUGGAAGCGUAGAAUUUCAUUUUGUUCCUAUUCUCAAGCUGGUUAAGACUCUGCUCAUCAUUGGUGCACUUGACAACAAUGAUGUCCAACGGAUCUUGCUUUUGAUUGAUUCCGAUGUGUUUGGUGAGCCCAAAGAGGAGGUGAUAGAGGAGGAGAAAACGGCAAAGGAGCUGGUCACCAAGAACGAAGAAAAGGCUGUGGAGGCUGGUGAGGAAGCAACGCAAGCAGCUCAGACGCCCUUAAAAGGAUUAUUGGAAAAGACGUUACCAGAGUCAGUCAAGUAUCAGAUGUGUGAACUCCUGCACUACUUCUGUGACUGUGAACUACGACAUCGGGUUGAAGCCAUUGUUUCUUUCGCAGACACGUUUGUUGCAAAGUUGCAGAAAAACCAGAAAUUCCGUUACGAUGAACUUAUGCUGGCGUUCGACAUGUCAGCAGCCCUCACUGCCAAGAAGACUAGAGAGUUUCGCUCACCUCCUCAAGAACAGAUUAAUAUGCUGCUGAACUUUAGGAACGAUGAUGAUUCCACCUGCCCCGAUGAGAUGCGUGAAGAGUUGUACGACCUCCAUGAUGACCUUCUAACGCACUGUGGGAUUCCAAGUGAAGAAGAGGAGGAAGAAGAAAAAGAUGAAUCAGUGAUGGGGAAACUCCUUUAUCUAGUGCAUAAAAUCAAAGGGAAGCCAAAGAAAAUGGACGAGCAACCAACUGAAGAGGAAGAAAAAGCCCCCACCAACCUGAUGGAACUCAUCUCACAGACAAUGGUGCACUGGGCACAGGAAUCAGUACUACACGAUCCAGAAUUAAUUAAGUCAAUGUUCAGCCUAUUGCGACGACAGUAUGAUGCAAUGGGUGAGCUGCUGAGUGCUAUGCGAAAAGCAUAUACCAUUAGUGCUGCCUCCGUGAAGGAUACCAUCAACCUGCUAGUUUCCCUUGGACAGAUUCGAUCUCUUCUCAGUGUGCGGAUGGGGAAGGAAGAAGAAAUGCUAAUGAUUCGUGGAUUAGGGGAUAUUAUGAACAACAAAGUAUUCUAUCAACAUCCAAAUUUGAUGAGAGUGCUGGGCAUGCAUGAGACCGUCAUGGAUGUCAUGGUGAAUGUACUUGGAGGAAAUAAAUCACAGGAGAUUGCUUUCCCUGAAAUGGUGGCAAGCUGUUGUCGAUUCCUUUGCUACUUCUGCCGCAUCAGUCGACAAAACCAGAAGGCCAUGUUUGAUCAUCUCAGUUACUUGCUGGAAAAUAGCAGUGUUGGACUGGCAUCACCCAGCAUGCGAGGUUCUACCCCUCUCGAUGUGGCAGCCGCUUCUGUAAUGGACAACAAUGAGCUUGCUCUAGAUUUGCGGGAACCUGAUUUGGAAAAGGUGGUAACCUAUUUGGCUGGCUGCGGACUGCAGAACUGCCCCAUUCUGGUGGCGAAGGGUUAUCCUGAUAUUGGUUGGAAUCCAAUUGAAGGAGAACGUUAUCUACUUUUCCUGCGAUUUGCAGUCUUUGUUAAUGGUGAAAGUGUAGAAGAAAAUGCAAAUGUUGUUGUGAAGUUGUUAAUUCGGCAUCCAGAGUGCUUCGGCCCUGCUUUGAGGGGUGAGGGGGGAAACGGUUUGCUGGCAGUGAUGGAGGAAGCUAUUCAAAUCUCAGAAGAUCCCUGCCGUGACCUUCCUCCUGAGGAAGCUCAGAAAGAUAGUGAUGAAGAAGACAUUAUACACAUGGGUAAUGCUAUUAUGUCCUUCUACUCUGCUCUGAUAGACCUUCUGGGUCGCUGUGCUCCAGAGAUGCACCUAAUUCAAACUGGAAAAGGCGAGGCUAUUCGAGUUCGAGCAAUACUUCGUUCACUGGUGCCAACUCAGGAUCUGGUGGGCAUUAUCAGCAUACCACUAAAAUUGCCCACUAUUAAUAAAGAUGGAUCCAUCAAUCAACCUGAUAUGUCUGCAAGUUUCUGUCCUGAACACAAGGCACCCAUGGUACUAUUUCUGGACCGUGUGUAUGGUAUCGAGGACCAAACUUUCCUGCUUCAUUUACUGGAAGUUGGAUUUUUACCUGAUUUAAAAGCAUCUGCCUCUCUAGAUACAGUUCCUUUGAGUACUACAGAGACAGCUCUUGCCCUUAACAGAUACAUCUGUUCUGCGGUACUGCCCCUUCUCACAAGAUGUGCACCCCUUUUCGCUGGGACUGAACACUAUGCUGCUCGGAUAGAUGCCGUACUCCACACAAUCUAUCGAAUGUCCAAGGGUCCUAGUCUUACCAAAGCUCAGCGAGAAUCGAUUGAAGAAUGUUUGCUGUGCAUAUGCCGUUACCUCCGACCAGCUAUGUUGCAACCCCUUCUGCGACGUUUUGUUUUUGAUGUCCCCAUCCUCAAUGAGUACUGUAAAAUGCCACUAAAGCUUUUAACCAAUCACUAUGAGCGGACCUGGAGAUACUAUUGCUUAGCAUCAGGAUGGGGAAGUUAUGGAAGUGCCUCUGAUGAAGAAUUACAUCUGACCAAAAAGUUGUUCUGGGGAAUUUUUGAUUCACUCACUCAAAAGAAAUACAGCUCCGAACUCUUUAAAAUGGCUUUACCAUGCCUGAGUGCUAUAGCAGGGGCUCUGUCACCUGACUAUGUGGAUUCCAGCUUUUCAGAUGUUUUGGAGAAAAUGACUUCAGUGGAUGAAGAGGGCAAUUUUGACCCAAAACCCAUCAUCACGUCUAAUACUUCAAUUCCAGAAAAUUUGGAGUAUAUUAUCAACAAAUAUGCUGAAUAUUUACAUGACAAAUGGGCUCUUGACAAGCUUCAAAAUGGGUGGACAUAUAGUGAUGUUGUAAAUGAAAACACAAAGACUCAUCCAUUAUUGAGACCGUACAAAACAUUAUCAGAAAGGGAAAAAGAGUUGUACCGCUGGCCUGCCAAAGAGUCUAUUCGAAGCAUGCUGGCUCUUUCUUGGAUCAUUGAAAGGACAAAGGAAAGUGAAGCUAUGAUUCAGCAACGGGAAAGUGAAAAACAGCGCAAGGCUUCCCAGAGUUCAGGAGGAUAUACCCCUAUUCUUGAUGACUUGUCCAAUGUUUUGCUCUCCAAAGACGUGCAGGCCAUGGCAGAAGUCAUUGCAGAGAAUUAUCACAACAUUUGGGCUAAAAAACGAAAAGCUGAAUUAGAAAGCAGAGGUGGUGGCAGUCAAACAAUGCUUAUUCCAUAUGAUACACUGACUGCCAAAGAGAAGGCCCGAGAUCGUGAGAAGGCUCAUGAUCUCUUCAAGUUUCUCCAAGUGAAUGGCUAUGCGAUAUCCAGAGGCCUUAAGGACAUGGAGUUGGAUGCUUCGUCUUUUGAAAAGCGAUUUGCUUAUAAAUUCCUACAAAAGGUGGUAAAUUGCAUUGACUCAGGCCAGGAAUUCAUCGUACAUUUAGAGGCCAUUGUCAGCAGUGGCAAAGCAGAGAAAUCUCCUCAUGAGCAGGAGAUAAAAUUUUUUGCAAAGGUUCUGCUUCCUCUGAUUGAUGACUACUUUAAGAACCACUGCCUAUACUUCUUAUCCUCUCCAACCAAGACUCUCACCAGCAGUGGAUACGCAUCCAACAAGGAAAAGGAAAUAAUAGCAAGUAUUUUCUACAAACUUGCAGCCCUUGUCAGACAUAGGAUCUCACUCUUUGGGACUGAUUCUGGUACAAUAGUGAACUGUUUGCACAUCUUGGCACGGACGCUGGACACCAGAAAUGUCAUGAAGUUUGGUUCGGAGCUGGUGAAGGCUGGAUUGCGUUUGUUCUUUGAAAAUGCAGCCGAAGACCUUGAAAAGACAUUAGAAAGUUUGAAGCUUGGAAAAGUCUCACAGUCACGAACUCAGUUAAAGGGAGUUACUCAGAAUAUCAAUUAUACAACUGUGGCUUUGCUGCCUGUACUGACUUCACUAUUUGAACACAUUGGUCAACUUCAGCAUGGGGUUCACGUUCUCUUGGAUGAUGUACAAGCUUCAUGCUAUAGGAUCGUGUGUUGUCUCUACACUUUAGGAACUGGAAAGAAUGUCUAUGUUGAAAGGCAGCGGCCAGUGCUGGGGGAGUGUUUGGCAACGCUGGCAGCAGCCAUGCCGGUAGCUUUCCUUGAACCGUCUCUCAACCAGCACAACCCAAAGUCAGUUUUCAACACAAAAACUCCUCGGGAACAAGCCAUUCUAGGUUUGCCAGACACUGUUGAGGAGGUGUGCCCAGAGAUUCCUCACCUGGAACGGUUGAUGAAGGAUAUCAAAGAGCUGGCCGAGUCUGGAGCUCGAUACACUGAGAUGCCCCACGUCAUUGAAGUGAUUUUACCCAUGCUGUGUAAUUACCUCUCCUAUUGGUGGGAGCGAGGCCCUGAGAGCACGUGUGAAGAACCUCACUGUACCACAGUCACUUCUGAGCACCUUAGUUUACUGCUGGGCAACAUCCUGAAAAUCCUCAACAAUAAUCUGGGCAUUGAUGAAGCAUCCUGGAUGAAGAGACUUGCUGUGUUUGCUCAGCCAAUCAUCAGCAAAGCGAGGCCUGAACUGCUCAAGCCACAGUUUCUGCCAACCCUGGAGAAACUCAAGAAGAAAGUGGUAAAGGUUGUUCUGGAGGAGGAGCAGCUGAGGGCAGAUAGCAAAGGUGAUACCCAGGAAGCUGAGUUGCUUAUUCUGGAUGAGUUUGCUCUCCUUUGCCGAGACCUCUAUGCUUUCUAUCCAAUUCUGAUCCGCUACGUGGAUUACAACAGGGCAAGGUGGUUGAAGCUGCCAGAUGCAGAUUCAGAUGAAUUGUUCCGUAUGGUGGCUGAGGUUUUCAUUAUGUGGUGCAAAUCACAUAAUUUCAGACGAGAGGAACAGAAUUUUGUGGUCCAGAAUGAAAUCAACAACAUGGCUUUUCUGACUGCAGAUAAUAAGAGCAAGAUGUCUAAACAGUUUAAACAAGUUGGCCAAAAGGCUGGAGGACAAAGCCAAGAAAGGAAGAAAAUAAUACGCAGAGGUGAUUAUUACUCCAUACAGACCUCAUUGAUCGUAUCUGCCCUUAAAAAGAUGCUUCCUAUCGGUUUAAAUAUGUGCACGGCUGGAGACCAAGAACUCAUCUCAUUGGGAAAACUGAGAUACAGCAUGAAAGAUACAGAUGAGGAGGUUAAAGAGUUCCUUGCAAAUAAUCUGCACCUACAGGAAAAGUCUGAAGACCCAGCUGUUAGAUGGCAGCUAAAUCUGUACAAGAAUAUUACCAAGCCUGAAGAGUUUAUUAGUCCUGAAAAGAUUGUAGACCGAGUGCAAAAGAUUUCAGCCGCCGUCUUCCACUUGGAACAGGUCGAGCAACCUUUGAGAUCAAAGAAGAUUGGGUGGCAGAAACUCCUGUCCAAGCAACGCAAAAGAGCUGUGGUUGCCUGCUUCCGGAUGGCACCAUUAUAUAACUUACCAAGGCAUCGGGGUGUUAACCUCUUCCUUCAGAGUUAUCAGAAAUCAUGGAUAGAGACAGAGGAGUACACAUUUGAGGAGAAACUAAUUGAGGAUUUAGCUAAAUCUGUUACAAAGUCAGAAGAAGAAGAAGAGAAUGAAAAGAAACCUGACCCGCUUCAUCAGCUCAUUCUACACUUCAGUUGUAGUGCCCUCACUGAAAGGAGUGCAAUUGAAGAAGAUGACUUAUACAUGGCGUAUGUUGAGAUGAUGUCGAAGAGCUGCCAAGCUGCAGAGGAGGAAGAUGAAGAAAAAGAGAAGACAUUUGAAGAAAAAGAAAUGGAGAAACAGAUGACACUGUACCAGCAAGCAAGGCUUCAUCAGCGUGGAGCAGCCGAGAUGGUUUUACAAAUGAUCAGUGCGAGCAAAGGUGUGCUGGGCCCCAUGGUGACUACAACCUUAAAGCUUGGUAUUGCUAUUCUGAAUGGUGGUAACACUGAUGUCCAGCAGAUAAUGUUGGACUAUCUGAAGGAGAAGAAAGACAGUGGUUUCUUCCGGAGUCUGUCUAGUUUAAUGCAGUUCUGCAGUGUCCUUGACUUGAAUGCAUUUGAAAGACAGAACAAAGCAGAAGGUCUGGGAAUGGUCACUGAGGAUGGGACACUCAUUGUUCGUGAACAUGGUGAAAAGGUAUUGCCGAAUGACGAAUUCACUCGAGAUUUGUUCAGGUUUUUGCAACUGCUCUGUGAAGGGCACAAUAAUGAUUUCCAGAAUUAUCUAAGAACUCAAAUAGGUAACACAACUACAGUGAAUAUCAUUAUCAGCACUGUUGACUACCUGCUACGCCUUCAGGAAUCAAUCAGCGAUUUCUAUUGGUAUUACUCAGGAAAAGAUAUCAUGGAUGAACAAGGACAACGUAACUUCUCCAAAGCUUUGGCUGUAGCCAAACAAAUCUUUAACUCGCUUACAGAGUACAUCCAGGGCCCUUGCAUUGGUAACCAGCAGAGCCUUGCGCACAGUAGAUUGUGGGAUGCUGUGGUUGGUUUCCUUCAUGUCUUUGCUAAUAUGCAAAUGAAGCUUUCUCAGGAUUCCAGCCAGAUUGAGUUGUUGAAGGAAUUGCUGGAUCUUCAGAAAGAUAUGGUGGUGAUGAUGUUGUCAUUGCUGGAAGGUAAUGUUGUCAAUGGAACUAUAGGCAAACAGAUGGUAGAUACAUUGAUUGAAUCUUCUAGCAACGUGGAAAUGAUAUUGAAGUUCUUUGAUAUGUUUCUAAAAUUAAAGGAUCUAACCACUUCUGAUACCUUCAAAGAGUAUGACCCAGAUGGCAAAGGAGUGAUGUCAAAAAGAGAAUUCCAAAAAGCUCUGGAGACUCAAAAGAAAUACACACAAUCAGAAAUCGAGUUCCUGUUAAGCUGUGUUGAAGCAGAUGAAAAUGAUACGUUUAACUAUACAGAGUUUAUUGACCGAUUCCAUGAGCCAGCCAAGGAUAUUGGCUUUAAUGUAGCUGUUUUGCUAACUAACUUGUCUGAACACAUGCCCAAUGAUCUCCGCCUGCAGACCUUUUUGGAGCCAGCAGAAAGUGUUUUGACAUACUUUCAACCUUAUUUAGGUCGCAUUGAGAUUAUGGGACAAGCAAAGCGCAUAGAACGGGUUUAUUUUGAAAUCAGUGAAUCAAGUAGGACACAGUGGGAGAAGCCUCAAGUUAAGGAGUCCAAGAGGCAAUUUAUCUUUGACGUAGUGAAUGAAGGAGGAGAAUCAGAAAAAAUGGAAAUGUUUGUGAACUUUUGUGAGGACACUAUAUUUGAAAUGCAACUAGCAUCUCAAAUCUCUGAAUCUGACAUGGUCGAGGUACCAGAAGAGGAGGAUGAAGAACUUAUGCAUGUUGAGGAAGAGGAAGAGGAGACAGUCCAGUCCUCGAAUGUCUUUGUGUCAGCUUGUCAUGCUUUCAAAACUAGUUUUUUUAAAGCUUUUAGUCUGGUGACAGUUAAAAACAUCAGAAGGCAUUAUAAGAAGAUUAAGAGGAUGACAAACAUGGAGAUGGUAAAAGCAUUUUUCUCCUUCUUCUGGAUUAUCUUCAUAGGCCUUGCCUCUUACUUUUUCAGUAUAGCUCAAGGGUUCAUCCAUAUUCUAUGGAAUGCCUUGUUUGGAGGCGGCUUAGUUGAAGGCGCCAAAAACAUUACUGUCACAGACAUUUUAGCUAGCAUGCCUGAUCCAACGCAACUUGGAAUCCAUGGAGAUGCGACUGAACCAGAAAGUGCAGAAAGUUCUGCAACAAGUAUAACAGCUGAGCUUGACAAUGUCGUAAAGGGUGAAAAAGUUGAAUCAGACAUUAUGCCUGAUGUCUUUGGUGCAAGUAUAAAAAAAGGUGGGGGUAAAGCAUCUGAAGAGCAUGGUGGCCUUGGUGAUGUCUCAGAAAUCUUGGGUGUAGACAAUACUUUGACUCUUGAAAAAGCAAUACAACAGAAAAGAUUUGCAGAGGUUGCACUAAAGAACAAAUCUGAGACCAAAACUGAGUUUGAGAAAGCUGACACAGAGGAUGGUGAGAAAAAGGAUAUAGCUAAGGAGGAACAGCAAGUUGAAACUGAGGUCGAAGAGAAAAAGAAAAAGAAGAGACGGGGGCAGAAAAAAGAAGAGCCUGAGGCAUUUUUGGAAAACUUUUGGAAAGGUGUGGACGUCUAUCAAACUAAAUUGCUGAAUUACCUGGCAAGGAAUUUCUACAACCUGAGAUUUCUAGCUCUGUUUGUGGCAUUUGCUAUCAAUUUUAUUCUCCUCUUUUACAAGGUGACUGAAUCCCCUUCUGACGAUAACAAUGAUGAGGAGGAAUCCAAUAUAUGGAGCAAUAUCGAUGAUGAGGGUGAUGAAGAAGAUGAAGAGUAUUUUGUGUUACAGGAGAGCACUGGCUACAUGGCUCCAACACUGUGCUUUCUUGCUAUUAUUCACACUAUCAUUUCAUUUGUUUGUAUCAUUGGGUACUAUAUUUUGAAGGUCCCCCUUGUGGUCUUUAAGCGUGAAAAGGAGAUUGCCAGAAAGCUGGAGUUUGAUGGUCUGUACAUUACAGAGCAACCGUCUGAUGAUGACAUUAAAGGACAAUGGGAUCGUCUUGUGAUCAACACACAAUCUUUCCCCAACAACUAUUGGGAUAAAUUUGUCAAAAGAAAGGUCAUUAAUAAGUAUGGAGAUCUCUAUGGAGCUCUGCGAAUUGCCGAGCUUUUGGGCUUGGACAAAAAUGCUCUCGACUUUAGUCCCAUAGAAAAAGCACCAGAACAAGAGGCAACAUUGGUAUCAUGGUUGAGUUCUAUUGAUUUGAAAUACCAUAUCUGGAAACUUGGAGUUGUGUUCACUGACAAUUCCUUCUUAUACCUAACAUGGUACGCCACUAUGUCCAUCCUGGGUCACUACAAUAACUUCUUCUUUGCUGCCCACUUAUUGGAUAUUGCUAUGGGAUUCAAGACAUUGCGUACUAUCCUGUCCUCCGUCACUCACAAUGGCAAACAGCUUGUUUUGACGGUUGGUCUCCUGGCCGUUGUCGUGUAUCUUUACACAGUUGUUGCUUUCAACUUUUUCCGCAAGUUCUACAACAAGAGUGAGGAUGAAGAUGAACCCGACAUGAAAUGUGAUGAUAUGAUGACGUGCUACUUGUUCCAUAUGUAUGUGGGUGUCAGAGCUGGAGGUGGCAUUGGUGAUGAAAUUGAAGAUCCUGCUGGUGAUCCUUAUGAAAUGUACCGGAUUAUCUUUGACAUCACAUUCUUCUUCUUUGUCAUUGUCAUCUUGCUGGCUAUUAUUCAGGGUUUAAUCAUUGAUGCUUUUGGUGAGCUGAGAGACCAACAGGAACAAGUGAGAGAAGAUAUGGAGACCAAAUGCUUCAUUUGUGGAAUUGGGAAUGACUACUUUGACACUACGCCGCAUGGUUUUGAGAUACACACAUUACAAGAACACAAUCUUGCAAACUACCUGUUCUUCCUGAUGUACCUUGUAAACAAAGAUGAAACUGAACACACUGGUCAGGAGUCGUUUGUGUGGAAAAUGUACCAGGAGCGUUGUUGGGACUUCUUCCCUGCUGGAGACUGUUUCCGUAAACAGUAUGAGGAUCAACUUGGUUAAAUCAGAAAACUCUUUUCAAAUCUAAACCUUGAGUUUUGCAUAACUGUAUAAUGGACAAUAAAUAGAACUGACAAUUAUCUCAUUCUGAGAAA
This is a messenger RNA of Callorhinchus milii (elephant shark), 14822 nucleotides long. It is a transcript of the gene ryr3, whose product is annotated as ryanodine receptor 3. The record is from RefSeq and is a predicted model, not a curated record. The transcript is spliced from 106 exons. Gene Ontology annotation, cellular component: sarcoplasmic reticulum membrane; calcium channel complex; Z disc. Gene Ontology annotation, molecular function: calcium ion binding; ryanodine-sensitive calcium-release channel activity; protein binding. Bases 70 to 14730 code for a protein of 4886 amino acids. Gene Ontology annotation, biological process: intracellular calcium ion homeostasis; calcium ion transmembrane transport. NCBI's taxonomy places the organism in Eukaryota, Metazoa, Chordata, Chondrichthyes, Chimaeriformes, Callorhinchidae.